This is a messenger RNA of Osmia lignaria (orchard mason bee), 3374 nucleotides long. It is a transcript of the gene ast, whose product is annotated as single-strand DNA endonuclease protein asteroid. Lineage: Eukaryota; Metazoa; Arthropoda; Insecta; Hymenoptera; Megachilidae. The record is from RefSeq and is a predicted model, not a curated record.
UGGCUCGGGGGAAGUAGAAUACGGCCACGGUAUCCCCUGCCUGUCGUAAGAGGCGACUAAAAGUGGGAUGUAGCGAGUGAACUAAAAGUAAUGCAAAGAGUGAGAGAGAUAUUGUAAAAGACAAAGCGAAAGAAAGAAUGUACGGAGAGACAUUAAGAUUUAAAGAAAAGAGUUUAAAAAUGCGCGAGAAAAAGGAUUGGCGUAAGUAAUUACUGCCAACCUUGUCUAAGCGCGGGGACGAAAGAGUUCGUUGGGCAAAAAGGAAUAGUUAAGGUCCCUAUAGUCAUAGUACGCCGCCCUCGCAGCAAUAUCCCAAAAUGAGGGAAAGGCUAAACUUUACUGUAGCGGAUACAAAAUUAUCCACUUUUUUCUCAUCAAUCUAAUAGUUUUCGAUGCGUAGAAUCCAAAAAUGCAGGUUUUAACUGUCGAAAUGCAGCGGUUUAAAAGUUAUGAAUGUGUAAAGUUUGACACUUUUAGUGCAUUUGCUACGUUACUGCGACGCCAUAUUGGCUUCUGGUCCAAUGAACGGUGUCGCUAGCUGCAGACAGCAGGUGCCGACCACUUUAGUGAGUGUAGUCAAACCGUAAAUUUGAUGUUGCCUGAGUUAGUUAGGUUUAUAUUUAUUUUAGAGAGAGAGAAAGUACAGCCCAUGCAGUUGCUUAUUGCUUCUACUGUAUCAAUUUUAUGAGUAAUUUAAAUACAGCUACUGAUGGAAUCCGUACCCAAAAAAAUUUACUGUCCCCAAAAGUAAAGUUUAACUCCCAUAAUCACGACCCCUCGAGAACAAAGUCAUGUAUAGUCUUCCUCUAUCUGUAGUCUGCUGUAACAGUGACUAUAGAUAAUUGCUGUUUUUAGUCACUGUUGAUACGCGUUUGUUUCAGUUGCGUUUGAAAUUUAAAAUCCACGAUGGGUAUUUCAGGAUUAACUACAUUCAUAAGCAAUGGCUCACAUCGUUACUUAGAAUAUUACGAAUUGCAUGAUACGUAUUUGGUAAUUGAUGGUAACAAUAUUCGCUGUCAACUAUAUAAUUCGUAUGUGAAGUGUAAUUGUGCCUUCGGCGGCGAUUAUGAUAAGUAUGCACAAUGUGUAUCAGAUUUUUUUGAUAAUCUAUUAAAAUGUAAUAUAACACCAUUGGUUUUAUUCGAUGGGGCUUAUGAGAAUAAAAAAAUGAAAACUACUAUAAGUAGAAUAAAGCAAAAGAUCCAUAGAGCAUCGUCUUUUUGCCCUCGCAGUCAAGAGAGAAUGAAAUUUUUCCCUCUAUUUUUAACCAAAGUAUUCAAAAAUGUUUUGGAAGAAAAAAAUAUUCGUAACAUGCAAUGUUUAUUUGAGGCUGAUAAUGCUAUAGCCUCGGUGGCAAAAAUUUUAAAUUGUCCUGUACUCAGCUAUGAUUCUGACUUCUACAUAUUUGGAUCAUUAUACAUACCAUUUAAUACAUUAGAUAAAUAUGCAACCAAAAGUGGAACAGAAAAACGCUAUAUGAUAUGCUGUCAAAUUUAUAGAACUGAGCGCUUAUUGAAUUCUUUUAAAGGUUUAGAUGAAUCAAUGUUACCACUGGCAGCGAUACUCUUGGGUAAUGAUUAUGUAAAACGUGGUACAUUUAAAAACUUCUUUCGUCAUUUAAAACUACAUGGAGUAUCAAGGAGUAAACAUAACUACCAACAACGUCGUAUACAAGAAACCUUCACUUGGUUAAGCAAAUAUACAUUGGAUAAAGCUAUUGCAGGAAUUUUAAGUAGAUUAAUCAAGCCUAUACGACAAAGAAUACUGCACUUGAUAGAGACUAGUAUAAACAGUUACACAAAUGCAUCUACCGAAAUACUUAUUCCAUUAGGUUUUUCAAAAGACUAUGUUGCCCAAGUAAAUAGCCAUCAUUUAAAUAGAAUUUUCAAAUAUGAUGGUGAUAUUGAUAGCUUAACAUAUAUAGAAGAAAUUGAUGAAAAAGAUGGCAUUGACACAAGCGAAGAAGAGGAAGAAGAAGAAGAAAAUGUUAUAAUGAAUGAGUCUGAAUCAAUGUCCAGUAAUGCACUUGUCAGUAAUUUACCUGUAUGGUUUAUAAAUGAACUUCUAAUGGUUAAACACCCGCCAUAUUUUCUGGACUUAAUACUUCGACGUGUAUAUAUUUGUACUCCACAAAUAGAGGACUGCAAUUAUCCUUCAACCGUUAUGAUAUCUUCAAGAAUUAUUAACGUUAUAUUUGCACUUCUAAAAUCAGCAGUAAACGAUGAAAUACGUUAUAUGAGCUAUAUAACCAGAGGUAAAAACGAUUCGAUAGCACGUUAUGAAUUAGAAUGUACAGGAAGUAUAGUUUCUUGUGCACUUCCAUCUUUGGCUAAUCUAAGAAACGUGCCAUUAACUAUUAGAAAAGAGAUUUUUAAUGAUACAUUAGAAGUUGCAGAACAUAUGGAACAUAUAAAUGAAUUUCCAUCAGAAUGGAUAUUAUAUAUAAUGUGUAUAAAAUAUUGGAUGAAACACCAUGAUCCUUGCACAUUAUUAUACAGUUGUGCAUACUCCCUAUUUGUUUGUAUGUUAUUUCAUGUAAUAGACAUAAAAAUCGGGAAAUGUAGAGUUGCAGCCAAUUUUCAACGUAAAUAUAGUAAAAGGCUUCAGUAUAUAGAAGAGGAAAGAAAAGCAAAUAGUUAUAAACCAAAUUAUUCUAUGGAUGUUACAAUUACUGAAGCCCUUAAUGAAGUCGAUCCUAAUGAUUGUAUACUGGCAGCGCCUUUUUUCAUUUCUCAUUUUGAAAUGGAUACAAAAUUGUAUUCAAAUCCAAAGAAAUUUAAUAAAUUUAUAGUUCACAUAUUUGCAGGGUUUCAAAAUUGUUUAAAACACGGUAUGGAUUUGAAUACACUUUUAGGAGAGCCUUAUCCACCAACUAAUAUUGCUAAUUUAUAUAAUGGUACCUUACUGUACAAUUUAUCUACUAAUUUUCAAUCGCGGGAUGAUAUUGAAAGAUAUAUAAAUACUAUGUUUCAUAAAUCACCAAGCCUUUUAAGGGUCUUUAAUAUAUUUUUGGUAAAAAUAAAACUCUUGUUUCCGUUAAUCCAGGAAGUUAAAUCUCGCAAAAAGCACAGAAAGCAUAAACGUCAAAAAUUAAAUGAUAACUUGGAUAAAGAUGAUUCGGAGUACUAUAGUGCUGAGGAAGACUUAGCUGAAACAGAAUUUCGUGAUGUAAAUAAUCGAUUUUGUUCAUUUACUUCAAACUAAAUACUUUUUAUAAACCAAAUACUUUUUAUAAACUAAAUACUUUACUGUAAAUACUUUUUAUAUUUUAUAUAAAAGUUGAAACCCUACGAGUUGUAUGUAUAUGCAUAUGUAAAAUGUAACAAUGCGAGGUACACUCGUAAGAAUAAAUUAAAGAUCUAUCGAUGUACAAA